Messenger RNA from Trypanosoma grayi, 1095 nucleotides. RefSeq lists its product as hypothetical. The transcript has a single exon. Bases 1 to 1095 code for a protein of 364 amino acids. NCBI's taxonomy places the organism in Eukaryota, Euglenozoa, Kinetoplastea, Trypanosomatida, Trypanosomatidae. The record is from RefSeq and is a predicted model, not a curated record.
AUGCCUCCCACCACAGCGCUGCGCAUCGGUACGCCAGACCGCCGCCUCACACCUGUCUCACGGAGAGAACAGAGCAACACACCUACGCGGCAUUUUAGUGCGGAACGGUCGAAGUUCUGUGGGAAAUCUGUUAGCGCUAACAGCACACAGGUGUGCAGUGCUGCUAAGGACCGUAGCAGUACGAGGAAUAACGCAAAGACAGAUGGACCGCUGCGGAGCUCCGCCUUAUUUGGUGAUCGACCUGCCGCUGCCACGACCAUGUGCCACACACGCAGCAUAUACACUCCGCCCCCGACAAACCCGAAGCAGGCAGAAAAGUUCUGGAAUAACAUGUGGGAGAGCAACGCGCGGAUGACUGAAAUGCACGAAAAGAUUUGCCAGAGUAAAGGUAUCGUUCUUCGCCCCAAAAAAGCAUCGGAUUCUUGUAUCUCAGAGAGUACGGCGGAGCGAUGCGGCAGUUCCACGAAGCAGAGAGCAGGAAGUUCUCAGCCGACGCUGACGCGGGUGCGAAACACAUCUUCUACCGCGUGCCGGCGGGCGCCAUCCAGCGAGAAUGCUCGACGAACGCCCUCCCCACUCGUUCGCCGAAGGCCUGAGACCCCGGAUCAAAAGAGGGUCAACGGCUACGCGCACACUCCAGCUACUCAUGCUCCUGCUGCUGCUGGAGCUGCUGCUUCCGCCAACCGCGGCGCAAAGGCCAGGGGUGUGAGAAAUGGGCCAGGUGAGUGGCCGAUGACGUCAGGAGCAGCAAAAACGCGACAGCGGCCUACCAUCUCCGCUGCAGCAGGUGCUGCUGCCGCAACGAGAGUAAAGACGAACGGAACCUCUGCGGUUGCAGAGUCUCGCAUUCGACGCAGCAAUGGCCCACUGCAUCGCACACAAACCCAGCGUCCGCAUGUUGGUGACACACCUGUACGGGCCUCAGGCGGGAGCAUGUCGGGGGGCGCGUCUCCCAAAACCAUCUCCUCGCGGCGUAUGAAUUGGCGGACGGAAACGGCACCGUACCUCGAAGGGAGUGGCGGUGAACAAUCGAGGGGGUGCUCACCGAAGAAGCUGCAGUACGAGCAAUGUGACUCCCUUCGCGACGUGGUGUAG